AUGAAUCCCACUAAGCCGGCCUGGGAGUUACUUGGAGAAGAGUUCGUUAAAACGUAUUACACGACUUUUGAGCACCACAGAGAUCAACUCAUUGCUUUAUAUUCUCCUGAUGCUAUGUUCACAUUUGAAGAGCACAAGGCUCAAGGACAAGCAGCUAUAAAAGAAAUUCUGACGAAGUUGCGAUUUGGAUCAAUACAACAUGUUGUUACAAAGGUGGAUUGCCAGCCUACAUCUGAUAGUGGAAUUAUUGUUUUAGUCACUGGUCGACUCAAGGCAGAUAAUGACCAUCCCCAUGGUUUCAGUCAAACGUUUUUCAUCAAACCAUGCAACAACAGCUAUUUUAUUUGCCAUGAUAUAUUUCGACUGUCCAUACACGAUAUGUAG
Molecule: messenger RNA, 384 nt
Organism: Helobdella robusta
Lineage: Eukaryota; Metazoa; Annelida; Clitellata; Rhynchobdellida; Glossiphoniidae
Exons: 4
Coding region: 1-384 (127 amino acids)
Biological process (GO): protein import into nucleus
Cellular component (GO): nuclear pore central transport channel
Source: RefSeq, a predicted model, not a curated record